Amphibalanus amphitrite is the source of this 1584-nucleotide messenger RNA. RefSeq names its product peptidyl-tRNA hydrolase 2, mitochondrial-like. Gene Ontology annotation, cellular component: mitochondrion; cytosol. The transcript is spliced from 2 exons. Bases 219 to 815 code for a protein of 198 amino acids. Gene Ontology annotation, molecular function: peptidyl-tRNA hydrolase activity. NCBI's taxonomy places the organism in Eukaryota, Metazoa, Arthropoda, Thecostraca, Balanomorpha, Balanidae. The record is from RefSeq and is a predicted model, not a curated record.
AUGAAAUGCUACGUCAACGUUAUUUGACCGUGUCGCCCAGUUUUCCCCAUGUUGUGCAAUGUUGUGUAGUUAGCCGAUGUACUGUCUUUAUAUCCGCCCCUGAUAUUCUUCUGUUUUUGGUGGUGUGUGCAUUGGUGCCUAGUUAUUGGUGGUGCUCUCGUUCUUGUCAGAGUAGAGACUGAAGUUGUCACCAUUCAUUUUCCAGAUUUUGAUCACAGAUGUCUGAUUGUGGACAAAUGGUUGAAAGUUGGAUGUCGGUACUGGGUCCUCUGCAGAGCACCUGCCGUCAGCUGGUCGCUAGGAUGACCGACCUGCCCGGCCUGGCCACCGGUCUGGGCCUGGGCGCCGUGGUCGGCUGGCUUCUGUGGCGCCCCGGCCCGGCCGCCCGCGCCCUCAGUGACACCCCCUCCGCGGGCGGAGACGCCCCCCGCGGACCCUACAUUGUACCAGUCAGCGAACACGACGACAUGAAGAUGAUUCUGGUUGUGCGUAUGGAUCUGAAGAUGGGGAAGGGUAAGAUCGCUGCGCAGUGCUCGCACGCGGCGCUGGCCGCCUACAAGCAGUCGCAGCGCCAGUCGCCCGAGUAUCUCCGUGAGUGGGAGCGCCGCGGCCCGGCCAAGGUGGUGGUCCGCGUAGAGGAUGAGUCGGCCAUGUACCGUGUGGAGCAGCGCGCGCGGGCCGCCGGCCUGGUGACGGCAGUCAUCCAGGACGCCGGCCGGACCCAGAUCGCGCCCGGCAGUGUGACCGUGCUGGGUGUGGGCCCGGCGCCGGCGGCCAUCUUGCAGGAGGUCACCGGCCACCUGAAACUGCUCUGACCAGACGCGGUGGGGUGGGAGGUAGGUGACAAUUGGGGACUGGGGAGGGUAGGCACUGUUUGUGAACGGUGACGUGAUACGAACACCAACUGAUCACGGCAGGGUCACAUUUUCGUUGCCUCGUCGUGAUCAGAUUGUUAGACACUUAGGCUGGUGAAUUUGUCGUUACGCUGGUAACGGCGUUGGCCUGAGCGGUUUCGUUGUUAAUGACAGGUCUGGUCGUCUGUUGUGACGUGUGCUGCUGCUUACGCCCAUGAACUCAUGCAGCCGUUUCGAAAAGUUUUGAAGCCGUCUUUACCUCUUGGCGACUAUUUAUGUUGUUUCGAAGGAAUGGUUCUACCAUUGAUCCCCUGACGUGUUAACCUGUACCGACAUCAGUUCAAUUCAACUACGGACGUUAAAGUGCAUUAGAAUGGGCACCGACAGAGUCAUAAGUGAUUCCUACUGAUAAUUUGGUAACAUUUUGGUGCAUUUUCUACGUGUGAAUGUGAUGUGACUGCUCGUUAAUCCGAUGCGGUGAUCCAUUUUCUCGCCUCACAUACCCGGGCCCGAUGUUGGUGGAUAAUGAAUGUUGUGGUGAAGGAAAGUUGCGGAACGCAACGUACUCUAUGUUCUUGUUACCGAUCACUUCAGCAUUCGAACAUUUCGCCGCUGAACCUAGUUUGUUUCUGUCCCGCGUUUAGCCAUAUCAGUGUCUCUGUUUCAAAGUCUAGUCUCUGCAGCUUGAGCUGCCCCACUCUGUACCGACCAAAUACAAACACGGUUGAAC